AUGGCUGACUUACACAAGCACACGCACGUGGCAGUAGACGCACUGCAAAAUGAAUCGUACAUAAUACCAGCCGAUCCUGAUAAAUUAGACGAGAUUAAAGAGGUCAUAACUCAAAUAUUUCCUGUUGUAUAUAAUCAUGAUUUCUACGGCAAGUUAUUCUCUAGGAACACGUUCCUCCAAAUCCUGUGCACCUCCGGGACAGAUGCAAUUAUUGGUCUUGUGGCACUUAGGCUGUCAACGGCACAGACUGUAGAUUUAACUGGGUCACCGCACAGUGCAGUGCCAGCGUGUGAGUGCUUCGGCAUUAAUAAGUUUGAAAAUGACAAGUUCAUGUACAUUAUUCUACUGGGAGUCCUUGAGAAGUAUCAAGGACUGGGUCAUGGGAAGAGUCUCAUUAAAGAAAUCAUUUCUAUUUCUGUGGCGUACGGUAUUUCUCAUAUUUUUCUUCAUGUACAGACGUCUAACCUCCGUGCGAUUGAAUUUUAUUACAAGUCCGGGUUUAAGCUGGUGAAGCUUAUCACUAAUUAUUACACAAAUGUAUAUCCUAAAGAUGCCUUUUUAUUACGGAAGUGUCUGUUAAAAUAGAUAAUAAACCACU
Messenger RNA from Nematocida parisii ERTm1, 598 nucleotides. RefSeq lists its product as uncharacterized. Gene Ontology annotation, molecular function: acyltransferase activity, transferring groups other than amino-acyl groups. Gene Ontology annotation, cellular component: NatA complex. The transcript has a single exon. The record is from RefSeq and is a predicted model, not a curated record. Bases 1 to 585 code for a protein of 194 amino acids. Lineage: Eukaryota; Fungi; Microsporidia. Gene Ontology annotation, biological process: mitotic sister chromatid cohesion.